CUAAAGACUUGUGUUGUUGUGAGAGUGUCCGAGCAGCUGACAGAUAUGCAGCAGUCUGUGGAGUCUCUGGUGCGACUGCUGGAGUCAUACAGAGGAAGAGAUAAAGUUAUCAGGACGGUCUGUUAUGGCUCCCAGCUGGUUGGAGGAGUUCUUUCCCGGAAGGCGGAAACAGACGUUUCAUCCCAGCGGCUCGGGAAAAGUCUGCUGCUGUUUUCUGCUCAGCUCAGCCACUGCCGGACGGUGCUGAGGCUGUUUGAUGAUCUGUCCAUGCUGGCUUACUCCCACAGCUAUGGGACGGGUGCUCAGGAGGAGGACGCAGGCGUGCGCUGGAUAUCGGUGCUGACCAACAUGGCUGACCAGCUCUACUACCCCUGCGAACACAUUGCGUGGGCUGCUGACGCUGAGCUCAUCAAAGUGAAGUCUGAUAAGUGGUGGCUGUUCUGCACAGUGCUGUGGGGAACCUCGCUGCUGCUGGGAAUACUCAGAUCACUUCGAGUUCUGCUGAUACUGAAGAAGAAGCUGAAGAGACACGAGAGGGACGCAGGUGGCAGCAGUCGCUCUCAGCUCCGCAGACAGAUGCGAGGGGAGGUUCUCUCUGUCCUCGGCAGCAUGGCUGACCUCAGUAAUGCCAUUCAUUGGAUGCCGCCGGGCUUCCUGUGGGCGGGACGAUUCCCUAACUGGCUGGUUGGGCUGAUGGGCACUGUCUCGUCUCUGAUUGGUUUGAUCCAGAUGAGCGCAGGCAACAGCGACGGGACAGACAGCAGAUAGUCUUCACCUCACAGUGAGGCACAGAUCAGAUGCUGUGAUGACUGAACGAAUGAUGUUUAUUGGUGGAAAAUGCCAAGUGAAAGGAUGUGAGGCAGAUCUUUAAUGUGAUCGGACUUCAGUCAGACUGUCCGUGGAGAUUCAUUCAAGUUAUUUUAGUGAGUAAAAUGUAGACGACUUUUAGCCAAUCAUUCAAGUGAUUGUGACUGAAAAAAGCAAUGAAACAUCUUCAGUUCCAUUGGAUUUUGAAACUUUUGGAUAUUUCAAUCAUCAGACAGUAACAGGCAGUAUUUGAUGAUAAGAUCAAUCAAUCAAAUCUUCUUUUAAUUGCUCUUUUAAUUGCUCAGCUAACAGCUGCAGCAUCACAGUCUCACACACGUGAAAUGUAUUGAGAGUUUAUGUGCCAUUACAUGAAUGAUGAAAGUAUUUACUGCACAUGGCAAGUUAGCACAGUGUAGUGGUUUUCAGAAAGCAGAAGAAGAACAAGAGCGUUCUAAUGACAUGUUUUAAUUGGAGGCAGGUCUUGAGGUAUAUCAUCUCUCUAUUUAGCACAUAAUGCCUUCUGCCUUUUGUUCUCUGAGGCUGUUUUAUUGCAGUCAAGUUCCCAAAAACAACAACUUUGGCUGAGACCACAACUGCUGCACCCUUCUUUGUCGGUAUGCAAAGUGGUCUGUGACUAAACUGUACCUGACAGGAGACAGUUGAUUCUUGCAACAGCCACUAUAUUUAAGAGUAGGUUUAAGUGCAGAGGAGACACACAGGGACACUUAACCUCCACCUGCUCAGGUCAAUGCACAAGUAGCUGAAACAGGGAUGGUCAUGGUUGUGUUUAGAAAUUAAAGCUGUGUCGUGAUUUUAAGAGAAAUACAGUGACACUGUGGAAACACUGUUCAAUUGUUGCCUUAAAUACACACUCCCUUACACACAAUUUUCAUAUACAGUGAUUCAUAAACAGUGAAUUCAUUAUUACACCUUUUAUAGAUAUUUUUGAGUGCCCUACUAGGGUCACUCAAGGGAAAAAAUAUUUCUGUCACAUUAUGUUUAAAGACCAACUUAGUGUUAAAGAACGUAAUGUCCUCAAGCUCACUACAUCAACUGAUUUUGCUCAUAGGUUCCCCAAGCUUUGAAGAUGUGCAUACUAGUGAAACUAGCAGCAAAAAUAGAUUUGCAUUAAAGAAUAAGUCGAAAACAAUGAAUAAGUCUUACUGUAUAUGGAAACAGUCAGUGUUGGUGUCAGAAGCUGUUUUCAAUGUAAAUUGAAUGUGAAGUUAUUUUAGACGAUAUAAACGAAUGAAAUAUUAAAAUA
Messenger RNA from Chelmon rostratus (copperband butterflyfish), 2071 nucleotides. RefSeq names its product peroxisomal biogenesis factor 11 gamma (gene pex11g). Gene Ontology annotation, cellular component: peroxisomal membrane. The record is from RefSeq and is a predicted model, not a curated record. Gene Ontology annotation, biological process: peroxisome fission. The coding region runs from base 46 to 768 and encodes 240 amino acids. The transcript is spliced from 5 exons. NCBI's taxonomy places the organism in Eukaryota, Metazoa, Chordata, Actinopteri, Chaetodontiformes, Chaetodontidae.